This is a messenger RNA of Poecilia reticulata (guppy), 2152 nucleotides long. Its product is annotated as transcription factor Maf. Gene Ontology annotation, molecular function: DNA-binding transcription factor activity, RNA polymerase II-specific; RNA polymerase II cis-regulatory region sequence-specific DNA binding. Gene Ontology annotation, cellular component: nucleus. Gene Ontology annotation, biological process: regulation of transcription by RNA polymerase II. The record is from RefSeq and is a predicted model, not a curated record. NCBI's taxonomy places the organism in Eukaryota, Metazoa, Chordata, Actinopteri, Cyprinodontiformes, Poeciliidae.
UUUUUUUUUGUUGUUUUUUUUUUUUCCUCCCAAUCUCUACUAGGCAACUAUUUGGCCGGGACACAUACGUGAACCUCCUCAAAUUGGCGCACUAAUCCUAAAAGGAGCCAUGAAGUGUUAAACGGUAGAAACAGAGAGAGCGGCGCUCAGACACCCGCACGCUGGGAGAGAGGGAGGAAACAGCGCUGCUCCAAUGCGUCUGUGCAACACAGACUGAAGAGAGAGAGAAAAAAAACUUAUCGACUCACAAAACCAGAACCUGCGCUGCGCAAUUAGUGCGAGAGAACUCACUUUUCCUUCUGUUUUGAAGAAAAUAAAUAAAGAAAUCAAGCUGGCUCAGUGCGUGUCUCAGCAGCCUACUUUGACAGGUGCUCCUCACCCCCUUUGGAGGACUGUCAACAGCAAGAGGAUGGCAUCAGAGCUGGCAAUGAGCAACUCCGACCUGCCCACCAGUCCCCUGGCCAUGGAAUAUGUUAAUGACUUCGAUCUGAUGAAGUUUGAAGUGAAAAAGGAGCCGGUGGAGCCCGAUCGCAGCAUCAACCAGUGCAGCCGCCUGGUCGCCGGGGGAUCCCUAUCUUCCACCCCGAUGAGCACGCCUUGCAGCUCGGUUCCCCCCUCUCCAAGCUUCUCGGCGCCCAGUCCGGGAUCAGGGAGCGAACAGAAGACGCACUUGGAGGAUUUCUACUGGAUGACCGGGUACCAGCAGCAGCUGAACCCCGAGGCUCUGGGCUUUAGCCCAGAGGACGCCGUAGAGGCGCUGAUCAGCAGCAGUCACCAGCUCCAAACCUUCGACGGCUAUGCCAGAGGGCAGCAGUUCGGCGGAGCAGCCGGGGCGGGAGGCGCCAUGGCCGGGGAGGAGAUGGGAUCAGCGGCCGCCGUGGUGUCCGCGGUCAUCGCCGCUGCCGCGGCCCAGAACGGGACUCCCCACCACCACCACCAUCACCACCACCACCACCACACAGGGGCACACCAUCCCUCCUCCGGGUCCCAGUCCGGCGGCGGCGCGGGGGGAAACCACCAGCACCUGCGCCUGGAGGAGCGCUUCUCGGACGAGCAGCUGGUCACCAUGUCGGUGCGGGAACUGAACCGGCAGCUCCGGGGGGUCAGCAAGGAAGAGGUGAUCCGUCUGAAACAGAAGAGGAGGACACUAAAGAACAGAGGCUAUGCGCAGUCCUGUCGGUACAAGCGCGUCCAGCAGCGGCACGUCCUGGAGGGGGAGAAGACGCAGCUCAUGCAGCAGGUGGACCACCUCAAGCAGGAGAUCUCCCGGCUGGCCAGGGAGAGGGACGCCUACAAGGAGAAAUACGAGAAGCUGAUCAGCACCGGCUUCAGAGAAAACGGAGGCUCCAGCAGUGACAACAACCCGUCAUCUCCGGAGUUUUUCAUGACGUCGAGAAAAUUCCUCCAUCUGUGAUAGAGAGCUGUGCUUUCUUGGCCCCACCAGCCUGGAGAUUGCGAUAUUAUGACACUGGACUGCUGUUUUAUGAACAACCUACGGCACCUGGACUGCCAUGAAGCACAAUGUCUCAAAAGCGACUCUCCCUCCCAGCGGCUUCAGGACAACCCGACCCAAAUACAGAGGCUCAACAUUAAAGCUCACAAUUUAAAAACGAAACGACAAACUGAAAUCGCAAAUUCUCGUACAACAAGCAAGAGGAGACACAGAGAAAACGAAAGACCCCGGUACUUGUAAAUAAGACUCUUACGUAGUGGUAAAACAUCAUUCCAUAAAUCUCCAAAUUGUAAUUCAGAUUUAGUAUGGAAACUCUAGUUUGACCAUAGCAAGAAGAAAAUUAGGACGCCCUCUACAAAUCAGGUGGAUGUAAAUACUGUACAGACAACAAGUAAGGACGCUGAUAAAGAUUAAAUUAUUGCAGAAUAAUGUAAAUAGUCAUAAGAAACAUACCUCUAGUGUGUUUAUAUAUUCGUAAGGGUCCUGCGCUCACUACUUUUUAUUUCUCAAACAGUUUAGACUCCAAAUCUCGGCAGAAACGUCUGCACCAAAGUGGCCAAAAUGAUACUGAUUACAAAGACAUUCAAUUGGAAGAUGAUAUUUCUUAUAUAGCCCCAUAGCUGCAAUCCGACUCUAAGCUUACUCAUGAACUUUGUGUGGUCAAAGGGUUACAAGACGACAGCAGGAAGAAAAAAAAAA